GCUGUGGACCUCGUGACCACAACAGAAACAUGGCGGCCGCAGCUGCAGUCCGGUCGAGCGUGGGUCUGACUUUGAGACUUUCUCGAGUCAGACCGGACUGUAGCACAUGUCCGCUGUACCGGCUGAGGAGCGGGGUGACCGGCGGGGCUGACCCACAGAGGAGCGGCUCUCUCCACAGCUGCAGGACGAUAAACCGACAUUUACAGACGAGCAUGGGUCUCCACCACAGUGAGGAGGGCGGCUCCAAUGCUGAGGACCCAGAGGAUGUGGUGAAUGUGGUGUAUAUAAAUCGAUCUGGACAGAAGAUCCCAGUUCGAGCCAAAGUGGGAGAUAAUGUUCUGUAUUUGGCUCACAAGCAUGGAAUUGAACUGGAAGGAGCCUGCGAGGCAUCGUUAGCCUGCUCAACGUGUCACGUCUAUGUGAACGCGGACCAUUUUGACAAACUGCCAGAGCCUGAUGAGCGGGAGGAUGACAUGCUGGAUAUGGCGCCCAUGCUCCAGGAGAACUCCCGGCUGGGAUGCCAGAUAAUUCUCACUCCAGAGAUGGAUGGCAUCGAGUUGACCUUGCCCAAAGUCACCAGGAACUUCUAUGUGGACGGCCAUGUUCCCAAACCUCACUGAGAUGAGGCACAAUAGAUGAAGACGGGGGACUGGGACAGAAAUUAGUAUCGCUGUGAGCUAGCCACCAGGUGUGCUGGUUGAAAGAGGGGGGCGACGCACGGCUAAGAUAGUAACGUCCGUAGCAACUCCCCAAACAUCUUGCUGACUGACAAAUUCCACAGUUGACCAAUGACUUGACAGGCCUGCAGAUGAGACCACAGAGUCUGAUACUGAGUCUCACAGAGGGUAAAACUAAUGGUUUGUUCCAAAAACAACUGGGAUGGUUUGACUGAUAAUGUAUUUAUUUUAUGUGGAGAAUUCUCAGGCCUGAACACACAAUUCAAUCUAAACUGUUCUUUGAGAGGAUUUUUUGACAUUUUAUAGUUAUGUCAUUAUGCUAUUUUUAACAAAGUCCAUCUUUGUGCUGUCAAAUGGAACAUUCCUUGUUACAGCUCAUAUACGCACAAGUAUCACAUGAUGUUCUCAGUUUAUCAUUUCCACACUGAUCCAUUUGUCAGAUAUUGUAUACAUAGCAUUUCAUUUUUAUGAGUCUGGUUCUUUUGUAGGUGUUUUUGUUUUUCUCAUCAAGGACUAAAGCCAGAUACAGAGGAAACAGAUGUGUAUUAUAAUGAAGUGUAUCUGGAAGCCCAAAGUUCCCUGAAGCUUAAAGGGUGGACUCUUAAAUACACAAACGAGACUGUUGAAACUCAUUUUAUUCACUAUAAACACGUAAUAAUUAAAUAAAUGAGUUGUGUUUCUGAAGGUCAGAUGAAAUAUGCAUGUUGAAGCACUUCCUGUCAGGUGACAGUGAUUGUGGCUUGAUGAGUUGAUGUGGUUCAGGUUUGCUGUGAUCCUGGUUUGAAGCUCGUCAACACAAAAUGAGUUUACCUCAUCCCUCCUUUACUUGUUAACUCUACUGUACUUAUCCAGCUUACACACAUGUCAGUGAACUGUCUCUAUUAUGUCUUAGGAAACAUUUAAAGUUGUGCAAUAAAAUGUUUUGAAAAUUA
Molecule: messenger RNA, 1609 nt
Organism: Paralichthys olivaceus (Japanese flounder)
Lineage: Eukaryota; Metazoa; Chordata; Actinopteri; Pleuronectiformes; Paralichthyidae
Gene: fdx2
Product: ferredoxin 2
Biological process (GO): P450-containing electron transport chain; positive regulation of oxidoreductase activity
Cellular component (GO): mitochondrion
Molecular function (GO): 2 iron, 2 sulfur cluster binding
Source: RefSeq, a predicted model, not a curated record